Sinocyclocheilus anshuiensis is the source of this 1802-nucleotide messenger RNA. RefSeq names its product leukocyte elastase inhibitor A-like. The transcript is spliced from 8 exons. The record is from RefSeq and is a predicted model, not a curated record. Gene Ontology annotation, molecular function: serine-type endopeptidase inhibitor activity. NCBI's taxonomy places the organism in Eukaryota, Metazoa, Chordata, Actinopteri, Cypriniformes, Cyprinidae. Gene Ontology annotation, biological process: negative regulation of endopeptidase activity. Bases 146 to 1450 code for a protein of 434 amino acids.
CCACAUUCAGCUCUGACAAGCCUUUAGUUUGACAGGAAGGCUGGGCUUUAGGGCGAGGCAACAUUUAUCAGAAUCAAUGUGAAUUCAUUCAUCUCCGACACACAAGACACUUCUUCACUUCUGCUGAACACUCUCGCUUGUGAAAAUGGAGCCUUUGCCCGCAGCAAACACCCAGUUCUCUCUAAACCUGUUCAAGAAGAUCAGCGGAGGAAACACAUCAGGAAAUGUGUUCUACUCUCCGAUUAGCAUCUCUUCAGCUCUCGCCAUGGUGUCGCUCGGAGCAAAAGGAAACACAGCGGCGCAGAUGUUUAAGGUCCUGGGUUUUACCAGUCCUCCCAAACUCGAUGCAGCGACUCCAGCAUCUCAUCAACAAGCCCAGAAGCCCUGCGGCGUCAAGGGUCAGCAUGGACCGUCAAUGACACAACAAACCCAGAAGUUUGAGCUACCUCCUGAACUCAAGAAAUAUCCUGCUCAGCCCACACCUGGACAAAAAACUGAGGACCAAAUUCAUUCCAGCUUCAACAAGCUCAUGAGUGAACUGAAGAAACCACGAGCCCCGUAUGUGUUGAGUCUUGCCAACCGCCUCUACGGAGAGCAAUCCUACCAGUUUGUCGAGAAAUUCCUCAAUGAUGCAAAAAAAUACUAUGAAGCCGGACUGGAGGAGGUGGACUUCAAGAUGAAAUCAGAGGCUGCACGUGUCGACAUCAACAAAUGGGUGGAGAAAAACACUCAAGGAAAGAUCAAGGACUUGCUCCCACAGGGAUCCAUCGAUGCGAUGACGAGACUGGUCUUGGUGAACGCCAUCUACUUCAAGGGGAACUGGGAGAAGAAAUUCCCAAAGGAAGCCACCACAGAUGGACAGUUUAAGCUGAACAAGACUCAAACUAAACCAGUGAAGAUGAUGAAUCGGAAGGCAGCGUUUCCUCUGGCUUUAAUCCCAGAGAUGAACAGUCAGGUUCUGGAGCUGCCGUAUGUCGGGAAGAAUCUCAGUAUGUUGAUCAUCCUUCCCAAAGAGAUUGAAGACGAAACCACUGGCCUUCAGAAGCUUGAAAAGGCACUAACCUACGAGAAGCUCAUGGAGUGGACGAGACCUGAAGUCAUGCGUCAACAAGAAGUUGAAGUAUCUCUGCCCAAAUUUAAGAUGGAGGAAACCUAUGACAUGAAGAGUCUUCUGAUCAGCAUGGGAAUGGAGGAUGUUUUUGAUGGGCAGAAGGUGAAUCUUUCAGGCAUGUCGCCCAACAACGACCUGGUGGUGUCGAAGGUGAUUCAUAAAGCCUUUGUUGAAGUAAACGAGGAAGGAACCGAAGCAGCUGCAGCCACCGGUGCUGUCAUGAUGACCCGAUGUCUGAGGAUCCCGCAGGUCUUUAACGCAGACCAUCCGUUCCUCUUCUUCAUCCGACACAAUCCAACCAAGAGCAUACUGUUUUACGGACGCUUCUGCUCUCCGUGAGCGAGUCCUGCGCCGUGAGACCCUUCCAGAUAGUUUAGUUGGUUUAUCUGGUUAGAAUGCGUAGGGGAGACUCGGGACAACUACUACAAAUUGUCAUUUUUUAGUAUAAGAAACAUUUUUAUAAACAUUUAUAUGUGCCAAUAGUAUCAGACUUAAGACUUAAAUUAAAUUCAUAUUAUUCCAUUUUUUUUUUUUUAUUAUAUGUGGUACUGUAAUUGUUUUGCUUCAGGCUCAAGCGGGACCUGCAUUAUAAUUAUUUAAAAUGCAUUAAAUCUUUUGCACUGACCAUUUUAGAGCAGGGUUAUUAUUGUUAACUAAAAAUAAAUUUCAAAUAAAAUAAACAUGAACUAAU